Punica granatum (pomegranate) is the source of this 965-nucleotide messenger RNA. NCBI's taxonomy places the organism in Eukaryota, Viridiplantae, Streptophyta, Magnoliopsida, Myrtales, Lythraceae. The record is from RefSeq and is a predicted model, not a curated record.
CACAUCAUCAUCCCCUCCCAGCAUGCCAUUAUCUGAUAUAUCUCUUGACUUCACAAUUUAGAUCUCUCUCUUUAACUUAAAAAAAGAGUUCGUUGGCAGCUCAAGUUUGAGGUGGACUGAGCCCAAAUGGCAACUCUCAACUCAAGUGUCUUGGCCUGCAAGUACUCCAUCUCGGGAUCCGGAGCCUCCGGGCUUACCUCGAGGAUCAGCUCGGUCUCGACGGGGGUGUCGAACGGUGUGAAGCUGCCUGUGAUCAGAGCCCAGCAGGCUAAGGAGGAGACCUCUGCGACUGAAGGCAGGAGGGCUGCUCUUGGGUACUUGGCUGCCACCAUCUUCGCUGUUGCCGCCUCCGCUUCCUCCGCAAAUGCUGGCGUUAUCGAGGAGUACCUCGAGAGGAGCAAGGCCAACAAGGAAUUGAAUGACAAGAAGAGGCUGGCCACGAGCGGGGCGAACUUCGCAAGGGCGUACACCGUCGAGUUUGGAACCUGCAAGUUCCCCGAGAACUUCACCGGCUGUCAGGAUCUCGCCAAGCAAAAGAAAGUGCCGUUCAUCAGUGAUGAUUUGGAUGUGGAGUGCGAAGGAAAGGACAAGUACAAGUGUGGUUCGAAUGUUUUCUGGAAAUGGUGAAUAGAGAUUUGAAAUUGAAAUCUCCAGCAAUCCUGAAAAUGAAUUAUAACCCUGUACUUAAUCUUCUACCAUUAGUUUAAACUUUAAACACUGAAGAGCAUUUGUUCGGUUAGUUGUUGAUCAUCGUAAUUUCUUUCCUGAUCGCUUCCUUAUGGUUCUUAUUCAAGAGGGAUCGGUCGAUCACCUCUGAUUUGAGAAUUUUAAGGAUGAAUUCGAGAGGUGAAUGAUCUAGAAUGGUCACCACGAAAGACAGUGUGAGAAAUACUCCAUUACAACACGAAUUUGUGGAUCCGAUUGCAGCAAAAUAAGGAUCACAUGGAGGAAAGAAAAUCAUUUAA